UAUUAACGUAAACAUACUUUUAAUUCUUGAAUAUUCCUUCAAAUUCUCUGCAAAACUACGGAUAACCCUAACCCUAUCAAUCUACACCAAACAUUCACAUUCAUAACAUAUAUACACACAAGUAUAUAACGGGCUCAAAAGUUGAAUGAUUUGACCCUGCACUGCUUACGUUGCUUGCACAUAAUGUGGCACACAACACAAUCCACUAAUUAUGUGUGUCCUAUCCUCUGCUACUUAAUACUAUUACUAUAUGUCUGCUCUCUCUCUCUCUCUCUCUCUAGUCCCCACCUCCAUGGUAUCUGGUUCAGCACACUCAGAUAAAUAUGGAGGUGUAUUUGCAUUAUAAUGAAAACUGUGUAAAGCAAAAUCCAGUUCCAUCAUUGGUCUAAAUGAAAUUCUUCCUCUUAGCAGUUUCUCUGAAACCACUUUCUUUCUUUCUUUUUUUCUGGGAUUUGUUAUAGUGCUCAGUAAAAGAUUUGUAUAAAUCUUUUACUCAGGCAAAGCUCUUGUUCAUUAUAGCUCUUCAACCCAGAGAAGCUAGGGUUUUUGUCCAUUGGAAUCAAUUGCAAAGUUUGCAGAUGUUCCCUUCCACUUACAACAGCUCUUCAGGCCCUUCUUCUUACUACCCUUGUUUCCCUUCAUCUUCUUCAUCAUACCCUCCUUUUACUUACCUUAACCCUGAAAAUGCUUCUGCAAAUAACACCACCUUUCUUCAUGAUCCACUUUCUGUUCCAUAUUUACCCUCUCAUCAUGCUCCAAUAAUCCCAGAAACACUUACCAAUUGGGCUGUUGCAGACUGUGCUGCUGCAAUGCUCAAACAUGAUGUUAGUACUGGUUCACAUUAUGGGAAUAUUUCCAAUUCUCUUAAAAAGAAACCUGCAAAGAAAGAUAGGCACAGCAAGAUUCACACAUCUCAGGGUUUGAGGGACAGAAGGGUGAGAUUGUCCAUUGAGAUCGCACGCAAGUUCUUUGAUCUUCAAGACACCUUAGGGUUUGACAAAGCAAGCAACACCCUUGAGUGGCUCUUCACCAAAUCCAAGAAAGCAAUUAAGGAACUAAUUCUUAGCAAGCACAGUAGCACUGGUUUUAACAAUAGCUUCUCCUCCUCUUCAGAUGGCGAAGUGGUUUCUAUGAUCAACCAAGACAACAGUGAUACUACUCCAGAACUAGUAGAUUCCAAAGAGAGGAAUAAGAUGAAGAGGGCACAGAAAGAACCUGCUUGUGUUCGAGCAAAGAUGAAGGAAACAAGGGAAAAAGCAAGGGCAAGAGCAAGGGAAAGGACAAGUAACAAGAUGUGCAACAUUAACACAAGUGGUUCUGGGAAGGUACAAGACAUGAAGAAAAAGUGCCCUGCAACUGAAAAUCCUCAAAUCCUGAACCAAUUGAUGAGGUCACCCAUUCAAACUGAAGACACUGCCAGAGAUGACUUCACCGUUAUUGAGCAAUCCAUUGUGAUCAAGAGAAAGUUGAAGCAAUCUUUAAUGUCUAAUUCUCAUCACCAAAACAUUGUGAUCCCUAAGGAACCAAGUUCUAACACAAGUGACUAUCACUCCUUCCCCAAUUUGUCUCCAAAUUGGGAUGCUAAUGGUUCCAAUGGCCGCUCCAACUUUUGUGCAAUAGCCAGCAUGAAUCUAUCUACAGGGCUUCAAAUCAUUGGAAAAUCUUGGGAAGAGUGCAACAAUCCCCGUCUAUAGUAAUAUGUUAGUUUUUCAGCGUUAUCUGAUAUCUGAAUGAACUCUCUUGUGCUUUGACAAGGAAUCAUGGAGGCAUCUUUAUGUGUUUUUCCACCAGUAACCUUUUUCUGUCCUAUAUUCCAUUUUGAUAUUUUUGCUCAAGAUCAGCCAAUUAAGGGCAUGUGACAGUUGGCACAAACUAUGCUGCGUGUAUUAUUUCAGUCCAUUAUUGAAAGUGUGGCUGACAUUAUAUUAAUUCCAAUUUAUAUUUAUAAAUAAAAUGUCCCCUCUAGCAGAUUUCAAUAUUUAUAUAAUUUGAUAAUAUUCUAUAUUGACUAAUAUAUUCCAUGGUCAGAAACUUUUCCAGCAUUAUUGGUCAUAAGAGGAGGAGGUACUGAAGAAAAUUCAAGAUCUUUGAGCUUUUGUUUGAGGUUGACCUAUAGAUGUUGGGCAAGCAUUUGCGGAUUUAGAUUAUUAAUUAAUUAUCCUGUAAGAAAUUUUUUAUUUUGAAAUUUUGCAAAUUAACAAGAAAUUCAGAUAAAAUGAAUAUCCAUAUGAAGAGACUUUUAUAUAUAUAUAUAUGCAUGAAACAAACAAGGAAGAGUGUAAAUAUGUCCACUUUAAAAUUUCACAACAGAUACAAUAAAAAUCACACAAGAAUGUGAAAAGCCUAGAGUUAUUUUGUACAAGUAUUCAAGUCUUUUUUAUUUCUUUCACAGGAUGCUUUGCUUCAUCUCAAACAUUGUCUUUUGUUUUAACAGUAUCAAGUUAACAACAUCUGAUCUUUCUUUUUGUUUCCCUAUGAAGUAAGUUUAGUUAUCUUUAUCAUUAUGAAUUUAUAUAUACAAGAUCUGAUGGUAUGGUGGAAUAUCCUAAUUUGCAAAAUGCACAGACUGACUGAAGAAAUAGUGAAAGUGUAGCUAUAAUAUAAUUAUUAUGGAAGUGGGCAUGAUUUUUAUUCCUUUGUAUCAAAAUAUAUUAGCAUGUCAAGCCUUAAUUCCUACAUAUACACAUAUGAUAAAGCGUGUGAAUCAAUGUAAAUGCAUAUAAUUCAUAUGUCUUCAUUUUAUUGGCAUGCUCUUUCACUCAAAAGGAAGAAUCUUCAUCUUUUACAGAGUCCAUAUAUAAUACUUAUUUCCCAUUGGAAUUCUAAGACCUCUUCUAUCUAUUGUGAGAGAAAAUCAGCAACUACAUGUAUGUAUGUAUAUAUAUAUAUAUAUAGAUAGAUAGAUAGAUAGAUAGAUAAUCACAAGGGAAAGAGUAAAGAUGAUCUUGUACAUUAAAGGAACCUUCUCUAUUUAAGUUUUCAAUUGUUUUCAUCUUUGCAUAUUAUAUAAGACUCGGGUGUAUGAUUUAUCCCUUUUUAUAAUUAUGUAAUUUUUAUUUUUCAAUUGUAAUUUUUUUUUAAAUCUUGAAGGUGAUAUAUAUACUGAGUACUGAUAUGUUCUCUUUUUCUCCAUCUAAGCAGACUGAUAUCUUCUUCUCAUUCUAUCUUUCUUUAAAAUUUUCAUCUGAGAUCAGUUUUUUUUUAUUUUCAACACACAUUAUUCCAAAUCCAGUAUAUAUAGUGUAUGUAUUUAUUUAUUAUGCUACUAUAUUUUCUAUUUAAAUUUCAAUUGUGUUAGGUUAGUUAAUUAACAAUAUGAACUAUAUAUUAACAAUUAUCAGGAGCAGUGCCACUAACAAUGUGUUUCAAAGGACAAUCUAUUAAACUUGGUUAAAGGAAAUGUUCCGAGAAAUUCUACAAGAUGCCAUGAAUGUGGUUAUUCAACAACAUCCCAAUGAUGCCGGAUACAUCAGGUUCUCGAGUACACUUGAUGUAUCUUCCUUUAUUGGAUGACUUACAUGUAGUUGUAAACUAUAGUUGUUGUGCAACUGUUUUAGCUUGCUUAUAUGGGGAGUUACAUCUGCAACUAGUCUAGACCAAUUUGAAAUUGGUGGAUGCUUGUUGUUUCUUCAAUCCAUUCCAAGCAUUGCUCCACAAAUAUAUCCAC
Molecule: messenger RNA, 3667 nt
Organism: Gastrolobium bilobum
Lineage: Eukaryota; Viridiplantae; Streptophyta; Magnoliopsida; Fabales; Fabaceae
Product: transcription factor CYCLOIDEA-like
Exons: 2
Coding region: 579-1694 (371 amino acids)
Biological process (GO): regulation of secondary shoot formation
Cellular component (GO): nucleus
Molecular function (GO): DNA-binding transcription factor activity; sequence-specific DNA binding
Source: RefSeq, a predicted model, not a curated record